Naegleria gruberi is the source of this 1425-nucleotide messenger RNA. RefSeq lists its product as uncharacterized. NCBI's taxonomy places the organism in Eukaryota, Heterolobosea, Eutetramitea, Acrasida, Naegleriidae. The record is from RefSeq and is a predicted model, not a curated record. The transcript has 3 exons. Bases 1 to 1425 code for a protein of 474 amino acids.
AUGAACCAACUCGAUCCUAGUGCCUUAUCCCAAAUUGCUUCAUUCCUUACUGUAGAUGAUAUUGAUGCUUUCAAAUUUAUAAACCGAAAGAACGUGGCAGUCUUAGGAAGUGGUAUAAAAUCUCAAUCGUUGGUGAAUCGGGAUUUUUCCUAUCUUUUUGAUGAUCAUCAUGAGAACAGUGAUUUGGAAAGGGAGUGGUCAAUCUUUGAAGAUCGUAAUAUACCAUCCAUUCUGAUUCAAUUGAAUUUUUUAGAAGAUGAUUUUCCAAUCUCUCAUGUAUUGAGAUUCUUUAGACAUUUAGUUGGAGAAAAGAAUUUUAAACAAUGGAGUAGUACAGAAGCCGAUAUUAUCAUUAAUUGGGGUUCGGAGGGAAGAAGUUCAAUGGAUUUAAUAUUUAAGGAACUUGAUGCUCUUUCGUCUAUUAAUUUGAAAGGCAUGGAGGCAGAGAAUCAGGAACAAACAGCCCAAGAUGAAGGAAUUAUUACUGAAGAAGAAAUUAAAAGAGUAACCGAAAAUAAUCCAGUUAUAAUUCAUGGUGGGAAUGAUGGUAAACUAAUUUGUUCUGGAUCUGCCUUUUUGUUACAUCCUUGGUUCAAUAGACCUCAAGAAUCUCAAACUCUAUACUUCGCAACAGCUAGACACAAUCUGUGCAAACAGAUAUUGAACAACUAUGUGAUUAAAUUAUCCACAAUGUAUGUCACUGAGCAUGUGCAAACUGAUGUGUAUCAUCAAGACAUUGGUUUAAACAAUUAUGAUAAAAUUCUUGCCACCCCAUUAAUUAAGAAGGAUGUUGAAUCCUUAAUGUGUACAUCAGAUCCAGAUAUAACUUUUUUCAAAAUCCAUCUAGAUGGUUUUUCCAAUCAUAGAAUGGCAUUUGAAUUCUUUAGCAAAGCAAGAUAUUUCAUUCCAAAAUCUGUAACGCAACUUUCAACAAUUAAUGAUGAAAGCUAUAAUGUUGGAAUAGCUUGUGUAUUAGGAAAGUGGAGAGAUGUGGAUUUUGAAAGAUUGGAAAACACUAGCCCAAGUAUUGAGUGGACUGAAUCAUUAAGGCAAUAUCUGAACUCAACUAAUCGACCUGGAGGUGUGGUUUGGUCAUUUGGUCAGUCAAAAGGAUUCAAAACUAUUGGAAACAUUGACUAUAUUUGUUAUAAUUGUGCCUCUGCACCUGGAUGUAGUGGCGGAGCUUGUAUUUUAAUGAAUCCAAUCAGUAAUCCUUAUCCGUCCAAAGAACAAUGUAUCUCAUUCAUUGGUGUUCACAGAGGGUUUAGUCCACAACAUGACUGUAACAUUGCAACUCCAUUCUCCAUAGCGAAAGAUCAAUACAAGACACUCAUCUAUGCCAAUAUUAAGAAUGAUUUGCCAAGAAAGGGAAGAAGACAAAUAGAAGAGUUUUUGGGUGAAAAAGGAUCUUGUACUGUAUUGUAA